AUGUCGGCUCCAUCUCAUGUCCUGACCAUGCAUACCCCCCCUGACUUCUUGGCCAUCGAGUUCGUUAUUGUUGGAGGAAGUAUUUCCGGCCUUACGACAGCCCUUGGACUCGCCCGAAUCGGUCAUCGGGUAACCCUAGUGAAUGAGGGCGGUGACAUGGAAGUGACGGCACUUGCAGGGGGUUGCAAGGUACCGUUCAACAAUUCCAAGGUUUACUACCGUUGGGGAAUGGGGAAGCAGUUGAAGGAGUUCAGCGUUGCCUCCAGGCAUUCAACCUUCAUGAGCUACGAGACGGGCCAGAACCUCCUCGGUGCACAUCUGGAAAAGGAGAUGGUGGAAGAGACUGGCGGCGAAUUUCUCUCCAUGCAUUAUGCGAAUUUGCGAAAGUUGCUGGUCCAUUUUGCGCGCCAGAACGGGGCCACCAUCCGUUCUAACGCGAAAGUUGUGGAGAUCACUGUUCGGAAGGAGAGGCCGUUUGUCAGGUUGAUAUCCGGAGAGGUCAUCGAGGGCGAUGUGGUCAUUGGCGCGGAUGGUACUUCGGGUCUGUCUCGCGCGAUGAUUAUCGGUGACAAAGAGCACAAAGAAUUCCUCAACAGGAUGAUGUUCAAUGUUGUUAUAGAGGAGGCAAAAAUGCGUGAAGAUCCUGACUUAGUAGACCUCUACGAGCAGGCAUACCAUACUGUGUGGGUAGGUGCGGACCACGGCGCGAUGGGUUUUGCAAUCGGCGAAAAUCAAUAUUCCCUCCACCUAUGGGCACCCGGAGAACCUGAUUCGGACGCAACCAUAUCGGAAGUCGGACGAGCGAACCUGGAACGCGCACUGGUGGACUGUGAACCGCGGUUGAUGAAGAUUGCGAAAGCCGCCUCCGUCGUGAUCUGUGUUCCGGUGGUCGAGCGACCACAUCUUGAAAAUUGGGUUCACCCAGAUGGCCCUCUGCUGGUCAUCGGGGAGGCUGCACACCCCAUCCUGCCAGGGUCCCAGUACGCAAUGACCCUCGCGACGGGCGAUGGGUUCGUCCUAAGUCGGCUCUUCCGCAAUUUAUCGCGCAAGGACCAAAUACCGGUCUUCCUCUCUGCACUGCAGGAGAUACGUCAGAACCGCCUGAACAACGUGCUCAAGAUCGCGAGCACGAACCCAUUUGCGCUCUCAAUGCCUCCAGGCGUUGAAGAGGCUCUGCACCAGAAGCAGUUGUCCAAGGACAAGGCGGAUUCAUUGUUGACGCGAGCACGGGAGGACAAGUACACUGUGAUGCAGGAGGCCAUGGAGUCGAUUUACGGAUAUGAUCCCGAGGACGACGCGGACACUUGGUGGGUGCAGUGGGGCAUUAUCCGAGAGCGCGGACCACGCAGGCUCUCGUACAGCAUUCUGGUGAGCGAGUCGCAGCGGGAAGGCUCGCCCGAAUCGGCGUAG
This is a messenger RNA of Sparassis crispa, 1410 nucleotides long. RefSeq names its product FAD/NAD(P)-binding domain-containing protein. The transcript has 11 exons. The coding region runs from base 1 to 1410 and encodes 469 amino acids. The record is from RefSeq and is a predicted model, not a curated record. Gene Ontology annotation, biological process: secondary metabolite biosynthetic process. Gene Ontology annotation, molecular function: FAD binding; monooxygenase activity. NCBI's taxonomy places the organism in Eukaryota, Fungi, Basidiomycota, Agaricomycetes, Polyporales, Sparassidaceae.